Oncorhynchus tshawytscha (Chinook salmon) is the source of this 2637-nucleotide messenger RNA. It is a transcript of the gene cerkl, whose product is annotated as ceramide kinase-like. The record is from RefSeq and is a predicted model, not a curated record. NCBI's taxonomy places the organism in Eukaryota, Metazoa, Chordata, Actinopteri, Salmoniformes, Salmonidae. Gene Ontology annotation, molecular function: kinase activity.
CGCGAGGCCGAGGGGGAAGUUUCAACUGGCGGACCUGCCAUAAUAACCUUACCGUCGCGGGCACGCGCCCACCCAGUAAAUAGUCUCCAAGGCACCAUUCCGAAAAUUAGACUUUACUCUUAUCGUAUUUAAAUCAUGUUUGAAUCCCCUUUAAAAUCAAAUGCACGGAACGCUUGGUCAGAGAGCCAGGAGGAGUUGAGCGAGACGGAACCGGUGUCGCCCGUGAGUAAAGGAAACCGUGGGAAGAAAAAGAAAAACAGAAGGCAACAACCACAACAAAAAAAAAACGAGAAACGCUCGGUCUCAGCUCCCCAGCUUUGCGGGGAGGAGUCGUUUGAUCGGGAAGAUGAACAGUCAGAGAAACGGUACACCGAUUACGACGAACCGAUAGUGAGAGGGAUAUUUCAAAUAGGGAAGAAGAGUCACGACGUCCUUCUGACAUCGAUGAGGGUUACAUGGAGUCCUAUUCAGCCAGAGACCCCUACAGGUCAGUCCGAAACUCUGAGGAGGACAGAGUACGUGGAGCUGAAGGAUGUGUUUGGAGUGAAGGUGAAGAGACGUCGUUCUGCGGGCCAGGAGACAGGGGGCACUCUCCUGGGCAUCACUCUGUUCCAGUGUAAGAAGAAGGGACCCAAGCUGAAGGACCAUGCCAUUCACUUCAACAACAUGAGCGUGGACCACUGUGAGAUCUGGUUCAAAAAACUUAAGGAGAUACUCAGUGGUUUCCAGAACAGGCCCAAGUCCCUGAAGGUGUUUGUGAACCCUGCCAGUCAUAAGAAAGAGGCCUACCAGAUCUACAGAGAUGAUGUGGCACCCCUCUUUCAGCUAGCAGACAUCAAAGCUGAUGUGACCAUCACUGAAAGAAAGGGCCACGCUCUCUCCGUUCUGAAAGAAUCCAACUUGGACGGAUAUGAUGGGGUUGUGGUUGUCGGUGGGGAUGGCUCGGUUCCCAAAGAACCCUUGAAAAACAAUGGGCUUUGCUCUGGGCCCAGAUGGAUGCAGUGCAGGGACACAGACUCCAUGUUCACGCCUGUCUGUGCAACACUUCCUCAGGGAAUACCAGCAGGGUCCACUGACGUGGUGGCCUGUUCUGUCCAUGGCAUACGGCAUCCUGUUACUGCUGCAAUGCACAUCAUCAUGGGACACCAUCAGGAGGUAGAUGUGUGUAGUUUCAGUUGUCUGGGUCGCCUUCUGCGUUUCGGCUUCUCCGCCAUGUUUGGUUUCGGCGGGCGGACGCUGGCCUUGGCAGAGAGGCAUCGCUGGAUGCCACCCGGGCAGAGACGGGAGUUUGCCGUGUUCAAAACGCUGGCAAACCUCAAGCCUGAAGACUGUGAGUUGUCCUAUCUUCCUGUGAAGAAGGUCCAGACUGAAAUGCUGGAUCCAGUAAAAAAUGAGUACUUAAAGGACGACAUGGAAGAGGAAGAGUCGUGGACGACCACCCGGGGUCUGUUCCUCAACGUCAGCAUCAUGGCCAUCCCUUGUCUCUGCUCUAUGGCCCCCAGGGGCCUGGCCCCUAACACCAGACUGAACAAUGGCAGCAUGGCCCUGAUCACAGCAGGAAACACUUCCAGGGCAGAGUUUAUCAAACACCUGAAGAGAUACAACAGUGUAAACAAUCAGUUUAGUUUCUCCUUCGUGGAGACGCAGACAGUGUGGGCUGUGAGGCUCCGCCCCCGCUCUCAGAGCAGCUGGUCUGAUGACAUCGCUGAGGACAAUGGAGAGUAUGACUCUAAGAACGCGCCCAUCAUCUCCUCCGAGGGGGCCUACCCCUGGAACGUAGACGGAGACCUACUGGAGGUGCCCUCAGAGCUGCUCAUCAGGUUACAUCCUCAACUCCUGACCCUGUUUGGAGUGUACAUCGAGGAGGCAGAGGAGGCACACAUCAAGUGCAGCUGCAUUUAACACUGUAUGUAGAGCGGAAUCGAUACCUUUUAAAUCUGUCUAAAGGGUGGAUGAGUCUAUACACAUACCAACCUCCACUGGCAUUGCCACAGAAUGUAACAUACAGUCUUUCCUACUGUGCUUUACAAGAAACUGUCUUCAGUGUAUAGACUGUCUAGUUUAAACUAUCUACAAGAGAGGAGCUUUUACACACAACCUAAAACUAUGUAUGUCGGGGUUGUCGAUACGUUUGCACUAUCACCGAAUGUCACCUACAGGCUUUACUACUGUACAUCUUUGAAUGUUAGAUGUCAAAUAACCAAAUGGAGGACAGACAGGCACAUUAAAUAGAAAAGGUUGAUUUAUAUUAAAGCAAAGACAACAUAAUAAUACAUUCCAGUGCACGAUUACAUCAAUUAUCAGACCAAAGUGAAAUGUGUUGACAAACAAAAUGUUAUCUGUCCAUUUUUACACACCACACACGUAUUUAUUAAAAAUAAAAAAUAAUUUCAAUUUAUAGAAAUGUGGAAUGUGCCCCCUUUAUUUUUGUCAAAACGGACAAGUUGGUCAUGAAAGGUUGACUCCCUGAAAAUUCAAGCAGUAAAAACAUGUUACUCUCCCGCAUGCAGCCUACCAUCUCUCCAAAAGCUGAAUGUUCCAACCCCUUACAGCUACAGUAAAAACAUGUUACUCUCCCGCAUGCAGCCUACCAUCUCUCCAAAAGCUGAAUGUUCCAACCCCUUACAGCUACAGUAA